GGGGGGAGGCAGCACGUGGCCGUGCCAUGGAGGUCAGCCACUCCGUCAAGGAGCGCACCAUCGCUGAGAACAGCCUGGUCAUCCUGCUGCAGGGCCUGCGCGGCCACGUCACCACCGUGGACCUCCGCGACGAGAGCACGGCCACGGGGCGCGUCACCAACGUGGACGCCUUCAUGAACGUGCGCCUGGCCGAGGUGACCUUCACGGACAGGCAGGGCUCGGUGUCCUGCCUGGACGAGCUCUUUGUGACCGGCAGGAACGUCCGCUACGUCCACAUCCCCGACGAGGUGGACAUCAGGGCCACCAUCGAGCAGCAGCUCCAGGCCAUCCACAGGGUCCGCUACUUUGGGGGCCGCGACAAGGGCAGGAAGGAGUUCCCUCGCGCCAAGCACAAGUGAGCCCCUGGACUUGCCCCUUCACCGGACUGCCAGCCGCCUCCACGCCUUCCCCCAGGACUCGGGGCUGUGCUGCUCCCCUGGCCGGUGCCUGCCGGGGAGGAGGGUUAAUUUUUUUUAAUGAAUAACUCUGCUUUAGAGGG
Calidris pugnax (ruff) is the source of this 538-nucleotide messenger RNA. RefSeq names its product LSM10, U7 small nuclear RNA associated (gene LSM10). Gene Ontology annotation, cellular component: cytoplasmic U snRNP body; nuclear body. The transcript has 2 exons. Gene Ontology annotation, molecular function: U7 snRNA binding; histone pre-mRNA DCP binding. Bases 27 to 398 code for a protein of 123 amino acids. Lineage: Eukaryota; Metazoa; Chordata; Aves; Charadriiformes; Scolopacidae. Gene Ontology annotation, biological process: mRNA 3'-end processing by stem-loop binding and cleavage. The record is from RefSeq and is a predicted model, not a curated record.